Gadus chalcogrammus (walleye pollock) is the source of this 3711-nucleotide messenger RNA. RefSeq names its product vasohibin 2 (gene vash2). Lineage: Eukaryota; Metazoa; Chordata; Actinopteri; Gadiformes; Gadidae. The coding region runs from base 1776 to 2894 and encodes 372 amino acids. Gene Ontology annotation, cellular component: cytoplasm. The record is from RefSeq and is a predicted model, not a curated record. Gene Ontology annotation, biological process: regulation of angiogenesis. The transcript has 8 exons.
CUCAUCAUGUUUAUCAUUUUGAUGUACAAUAUGUGUAUUUUGUGUAAAUAUUGAGGGAGUAGAUGCAGUUUAUACCCAUUACUUGGUUUCCAUUUUUUGCUUAGAAAAUUCUUAGCACACUAUUCCAUUAUACUUCCUAUUUUUUUGUCUUUCUAUGUCAUUGUUUGUGCGAGCAGAUAGAGACCGGUGUAACACCGGAAAGGGAAGAAGAAGUGUGAGAAAGAACAGUACUUGCCUUGCUUGCGGGUUUGCCAGUAAUAAGAAGUAUGCAAGGGAAUUACUUGCCCUGCUCGCAGCAGUGCAACUAAUUACCAUGAAGUAGGCCUACCGGUUAUUACCAAUCACCAAAGUUAAUUAAGGUGAAUUAUAAUUUACUUGAAUUUCUCGACUGGAAUCAAUACAGUAGUAUCGCUUGUCUAAUACAAAUGCUUGUAUUUAGAUGGCCUUUAGAGGGCGCCAUAGACUAAACUGAUGGGGACUUGUAAAAAGUAGCUCUAUAAAUGUUCUUAUUAAACACCGACAGCGAGACCUAAUCGAAAGGACAUAAAGCGUUACAUUCACCGUGUUAAGUGUGGUUAAGUGAUGGAUGUGGAUCAAAGAUUAGUUUAGCUCAAAGAUUUAGUUAACACGUAUUGCUUGGAUAGGCAUGACACCUUAUGUUUUGGCAUUAUGUUAAUAGUAUUGAGUGUAAUUUGGUGAGCUUUAUACUAAAGAUUUCUGCAACAAAAUGCCCCUGUUUGCUUUGAUUUGAGCACCUAUAACAUAGCGUUCUACUUCUGUUCAGUAAUAACGGUUACUUUUCUUCCAAAUGUAUGGACGGACCCUUUCACACGUCAGAUACAAGUUAAACGUCAACAUAUAUUUCGAUUGAAUACAAACUGCAAAAUAGAUCAUAUGUUUGUGUUCUGUUAGAAUAAACAUUUCGAAGAAACAGUCAACAAAUCAAUUCCAAUACUACAAGAAAAAAAUAUCCCAUUUGUUGCAACCUUCACUUGUUGACGCCUUCAUUUACGACUCACACCAAUGACAGGUCGGCAUAUGUUCCAAAUAUGGUCUGACAUUUUCUUAUGCCCGCCUUCUUUGUCGAUUCGACCAAUGAAAACUCACGGAACCCAUUCCCGGCUGCCGGGGAUACAAAAUCCAGAACAACAGUGACAGUAUUAUCGAUUAAUACCCUCCAAAGAUUAAUCCCUGAGAUGAGGCACUAAGGGAUUUUAAUCAUAGAUGCAGACGUGUUUUUAUUUUAGAGAAACAGUUGACACGACAGGUGCCAUAUAGGCUGCCGGUGAACAGGAAUGCGUUACGGGGCUCAAUUUUCUGGACGGCGGCGAUGGGAGUCGACGACCCCCGCAGGGUAGGAAAAGACCAAGGAGUAAAGAUUAGGAAGGUAGAAGUUACAACUGCGUGAGGGAAACGGACUUAACGAAGGCUGUGUGCAACUUCGCCUGCUUCGAGUGCCUUUAAAAUCUGACGUUUUUCAGAAUUUCACCGUAGGUAAUCAGUAAGAAACGCGUAAACGGUGGGAUUGUCCCAACAAAAGCAAAUUUGCUGCAUUGCCAGCAACAUUGCUCUUAUUAACCACCUGGUCCCUUGUGUAACUUGAUAAUGUGAAGUGCGGGUUCUUACUUUUAAAUGUAGCCUAUUGAUGUUAUUGCCAAGGGAAACCGUUGAUUUGGAGUAUAUCAACAUGUACCAGGAAUACAACGGACAGACAAUGAGGAUUUUUUAACCCCGCCGGCGGUCUACUACUGUCACUUGUGUUGCGCUUGGGCGCGAUGACCGGGCCGAAUUCCCCCAGCCGGUCCGGCACGUCGCCGGUCAAGCUGAGCAGGCACGGUCGGUCCAAGAGCACCAGCUCCCACUGCCUCCUUCGCUACGGUACCGGCGGCGGGGAGCAGUCGUCCGCGUCCCCGGCAAGCAACAGCCCCCGGUCGCCAGGUGAGGAGGAGGAGAAGGACGGCGGGGUGCUCUUCUACGUGAACCGGACCGGGUUCCCUAUCGAGACCCUCACCUGGGAGCGCAUGUGGACGCACGUCGCUAACGUGCAUCCCGAGGGCCAGGAGAUGGUGGACAGGAUUCGUAACGCUGCAUAUCCUCCUAAACAUACUGUGCCCUCUCUACCAAACUUCAGGCCAUCUAUGUCCGUCCCAGACUGGCUGCUCUCCGUCCAGAAUUACAUGAAGACCCUGCAAUACAACCACACGGGAACCCAGUUCUUUGAGAUCAAGAAGAGUCGACCGCUCUGUGGGUUGAUGGAGACAGCGAGGGAGAUGAUCAGAGAGUCUCUGCCAAUCAAAUGCCUGGAAGCCGUCAUCCUGGGCAUCUACCUGACCAACGGGCUGACCUCCCUGGAGCGCUUCCCCAUCAGCUUCAAGACCCAGUUCUCGGGCCACUGCUUCCACCACGUGGUGCUGGGCGUGUACUGCAACGGGCGCUACGGCUCCCUGGGCAUGAGCCGGCGCCGCGACCUGAUGGACAAGCCGCUGGCCUACCGCACCCUGGGCGAGCUGGUGUCGGAGUUCGAGAGCUCCUACAAGAGAUACCAGCACACGCUGAAGAAGGUGAAGAUUGGCCUCUACGUGCCCCAUGACCCCCACGUGUUCCAGCCCAUCGAGUGGAAGCACCUGGUGCUGAACGCUGCGCGCCUCGGCGUCCACGACAUGAGGAAGGAGCUGGAGAAGCACGGCCGCGACAUGAAGAUGAAGAUCCUGAAAUCGUCCAGUGCCCAGUCACCCAUCAAAGAGCGCAGUCGGGGGAAGUCCUUAUCGCCACGGAGACGUCAAGCCAGCCCACACCAGCGCUGCGCACACCGCAGAGACAAAUCGCCAGGCUCAGUGGACCGGAGGCCAGCAGAACUGAGCACCCUCAGCGACGGCUACCAGAUCCGGAUCUAACCAGUCCGGAGUCUAACAUCCCUCCAAGAAAUAGAGGGAAUACAUUUGUUUUUUCAAACUUUACUUGGUUUUGUUGUGUUCUUUUAUUUAUCAUGUCGCUCUACAUCCCCUCAAGUCAACAAAAACGACCAUCCCUGGAGCAGUGUUUUUCAUAUCCAUCGCCAGGGGUUAUGAUUCCCUCACCAUGGAAACAGAGUGAUAAAGAUAGGUGGGUGGGAUAAGAGCUGUCUUAGUUUACCUGAUGUUCAUGUCAAACAUCGACAACGCAACAACAAGGAUUUUAAUAUUAUUAUUGUUGCCGCUGCUUUUUAAAGCUUCUUAAGGCCGGACUUUAGCCCUUAGAUUAAACAUCUAGUUUUGAGUGUCAAAGAGAAGCAGUAUUUCUAAACUAGUUGCUGAAGCGACCUUGGUCUCUACUUGAACGGUUUAGGCGGUAAAUAUGGUUAAAUUCUAGUCUAAGAAAUCAGGACUCGUAACAGAGAUUACUGUGUUAUACCUUAAAAGUCCUGCCUAAAAUAAACACACAAAAUACGGCUUAAAAAGCUAUUGAACAGCCAAAACAAUGUUCAAAAAAACGUUUCUUUCAACUCCGCUGGUAUCUCGGUGGGAAAGCGAUUUGUAAGGAGAAAGGAGCAGCAUGUCGAUAAGAGGAUCAACGGUGCAUGCUGGGAAACAGAAAACGAGUGGAGCGGGUGACGGCAGGCAGGAAGGAUGAGGAAUGAGGGCAGAUGUAGAGAGCAAGAGAGCAGGGGGCAUGAGAGAGAGGGAAAGAGAGAGAGAGAGAGAGAGAGAGAGAGAGAGAGAGAGAGAGAGAGAG